Molecule: messenger RNA, 725 nt
Organism: Capsella rubella
Lineage: Eukaryota; Viridiplantae; Streptophyta; Magnoliopsida; Brassicales; Brassicaceae
Product: peptide methionine sulfoxide reductase B8
Exons: 3
Biological process (GO): protein repair; response to oxidative stress
Molecular function (GO): peptide-methionine (R)-S-oxide reductase activity
Source: RefSeq, a predicted model, not a curated record
ACAAUCCAAACCAAGUCUUGUUUACAAAAACAUAAAACUAAAAGCUCUCUAAUCACUUCCUCUUCCAUAUCUCUCCCACAUCAUUUGCAAAUCCUAUCACCCAUCAUGGCAGGAGAAGUUCCAGCAAUUGGAUCAGUCCAGAAACAAGACGAGGAGUGGCGUGCGGUUCUGUCUCCUGAGCAGUUUAGGGUUCUCAGAGAAAGAGGCACAGAUAAACGAGGCAAAGGAGAGUUUGUGAAAAAGUUUGACGAAGGGAUUUAUAGUUGUGCUGGUUGUGGAUCUGCUCUUUACAAAUCAACCACUAAGUUUGACUCUGGUUGCGGCUGGCCUGCGUUCUUCGACGCCAUCCCUGGUGCUAUUAAACAAACUCCAGAAGGCAUGGGUGGAAGAAGAAUGGAGAUAACAUGUGCUGUGUGCGAUGGACAUCUUGGCCAUGUUUUCAAAGGUGAAGGCUACGCUACUCCUACCGACCAACGUCACUGCGUUAACAGUGUCGCUCUCAAAUUCGCUUCUGCUGAUUCCUCCUAGUGAUCAUCAUUAAUUGAUCGGUCCAUUGAUUUGUCUCAUAAAAUAAAAUAUAAUAAUUAUGAAAUAUGUGUGUGAUCUUGCAAAGGUUUUUGAUCAUUUGAAAUUUCGAUCAUCUGUAUGUGUUUUUUUUUUCCUCUGCUUUCCAAUAAACCAUAUGACUCUUUUGUUCAAUGACACUAAUAAACAUCUUUUACUUA